Rhipicephalus sanguineus (brown dog tick) is the source of this 1141-nucleotide messenger RNA. RefSeq lists its product as uncharacterized. Bases 1 to 741 code for a protein of 246 amino acids. NCBI's taxonomy places the organism in Eukaryota, Metazoa, Arthropoda, Arachnida, Ixodida, Ixodidae. The transcript is spliced from 3 exons. The record is from RefSeq and is a predicted model, not a curated record.
AUGCAGUUAUCGCAAACGCAGAACGGCGCCUCCCCGAUCCUGCUCGCCAACAAAGUGGACAGGCUUGAGCACGAACUCGAGUCGACGUCCGAGCUGCUGCGCCAGGCGAACCGGGAGCUGGCUCGCCGCGAGGCCUCGCUCGCCCAGCUGGGACGCCACAACGAGCGGCUGCGGGGACGGGUGGCGCGGCUCGAGUCCGACGUGGCCGUGUACAGGGCGACCUCCUCCGCAGCCGCCGCCACGUCUUCCUCGUCGUCCGGCGAGGAAGACGCCGCGGCUGCGGACGCAGCGGUCGACGUUUCCGCCGACCCGAGGGCGACUCGUUGUUGCUCCGCGAGGGACAGGGAGCUCUUGCGAACCCUGGCCGGGAUCUACGACAAGAUAACCAGGACGGGGCCUCGCAAGAGCAGUUAUGCUGCUGGUGACGGUGAUAAGUGUGACGCGUUCGGCAAGAAUCAUCGACACGCGGGUCGUUCGCUUCCGGACGCCCACGUCCUGGAGCAAGUGUUCGCAAACUUCUGGCAGGAGUACCGCAGCCUGAGCGGUGAACUGGAAAGCUGCAAGCAGGUCGUGGCCAAUCAGGAGCUCAGGAUGCGAUACCUCGAAGCUCAGGUCGAUGCUGCCAACCGGAUCAAGACCAGCGAGUUCCUCGACGCUGACGUGCUGAAGAAGGCCGCGCAUAACGGUGCAGUGGGGGGAACGCGGGUGUUCGUUUCGGUGAAAACUGUGAUAUUGUGCUAAAUGGCGGUGGUGGUGAUGCUUGUUCGGCGCCCGCGGGCGGCUGCUGCACGGCCUUGGUGAACGUCGAGAGGCGAGUGGCGGAGGAGAGCCACCUGCUGGCGCGUCUCAGCCGGCUGCAACUGGACAACUCCAGGCUGGAGGUCCUCAACAGGGAGGCCCUGACGAGGGAAGCGGCCGUCAAGAAGGAACUGCAGAGGGUGCAGAACAAGCUGUCGAGCUUCAAGACGGACUUAGCUCGGGCUACAAAGAAAAUCCUGGGCCGAGAAUCGAGUUGCACGUUUCCAGCCGAGGUGUCGCUACGGAUCCUGCUGGAGGAGUUGGUGUCCCUGCGGCAACAAAAUGGCCGACUUCAGAUGGCACGCGAACAAGAGGACCAUCAAUCCCAGCAGCAACACAAGCA